Messenger RNA from Aspergillus chevalieri, 4074 nucleotides. It is a transcript of the gene sskB, whose product is annotated as putative MAP kinase kinase kinase SskB. NCBI's taxonomy places the organism in Eukaryota, Fungi, Ascomycota, Eurotiomycetes, Eurotiales, Aspergillaceae. The record is from RefSeq and is a predicted model, not a curated record. Gene Ontology annotation, biological process: protein phosphorylation; stress-activated MAPK cascade. Gene Ontology annotation, cellular component: cytoplasm. Bases 1 to 4074 code for a protein of 1357 amino acids. The transcript is spliced from 2 exons. Gene Ontology annotation, molecular function: MAP kinase kinase kinase activity; ATP binding.
AUGGAGCACCCGGAGAUCCUCCAUCCCGACCUGGUUGAGCCAGUCCCUUCAGACGACCUCCUGGAGCGCCACUAUCCCAUCAGAACUACCUCCGAUUACGCGGAGAACUACGAGAACCAGAUCCAGACACCCACCGCUGCCGUCGCCUCCUCGCCGCCCCAAUCCCAUGGCCUCACUCCGUGGCCAAACGCCCCCAUCACCCGCCCCCGGGGCUCCAGCAUGGGCGCCCAGUCGGCUCUCGACAAAAUGCCCCCCGUCGAUGGCCACCCGCUGGCCGCCGAGCGAGAGAUGAGGCCGCAGCGUCCCUCGGGUCCCGCCAGAACACCUUCGAACACCUACGCGCCCCAGCGUCGACCUCCCCAAUAUCACUCCUUCCAAGACGAGCGGCAGCGGUCGUCAUCGGCGAAGCGGAAUUCGAGACGGGACGCUAAUACCCAGUACCGGGCCCAGGAGAAGGCGUAUGUGCAGCGCAUCCGGGCGAAUCCGCAGGCAUGGUACCAACGUUUCGACGAGGCGCAGAAUAUGAUGCCGAUAGACUCGGAUUUGGAGGAGCCGUCGCCGUCGUCGGAAGUCCCGUUCGAAGACGACGCGUACGACCCGGAUGUCCAACUCUUUAUUGCUCGUGAUAAUCAGCCGUCGAUCGAUGAAUUGAAGAACCCCAAGAACCAGGAACGAUUGGAAUGGCAUUCGAUGCUGGCGUCAGUUUUGAAGGGAGAUGUUGUUAAGCAGGAAAAACAACGGCUUCUGGGGUUGACGGAUAACAAGCGGUCUGCUGCUCAAAAUAGUGCUAUCUGGCUAGGUGUUAGAGCAAGGACCUGUGGGCGGAGUAUUGCUCUCCAGCGGAAGCUCAUUGAAGAGGCACGAGCGGGUCUUGGGCCUCUGAUCGAAGAUAUUAUUAAUUUCGAGAUCAAGGGAGAAAAGGAAAUUGGCAAACCGGCCGUCAAACAAGUCGAAGAUGUUGUCCAGCAGAUUGAGAAAAUGGAGAUGAUGUACUCCACUCAGAAAGAACUUGAGAUGGCCAACCCCCGGGUCGCUUCCGAGGAAUACUGCUCGAGCCGCGACGCCGUGUUUGCAUGGCACAACACUACAGCGCUCAUCAACACCGAGUUAGCCAUUUUGCAAAAGUGGGUCGGGAAUAACGAGCUCGAUUUUGUCAAGCCCAGAGUCAAGCAUGUCAAUAACGAUCUGGCCGAUGACUCGUCUUUCCUAGACCGCAUUAUGAAGGAAGACGGGCUCAAAACGCUUCAAGGGCGGCACAACAUGCUUCAUGGUAUUGGCGAAGUCAUUCAGAAAGCCAAAAGUACCUUGAUUGAGAACGCAAGUUCUUUUGCUAAACGCCAUCUGCCCCCGUAUAUUGAAGAACUACUCACCCUUAUCAACUUCCCUUCACGUCUCAUUCAGGAAAUUAUCCGAGUCCGACUGUCGUAUGCCAGGAAAAUGAAGGAUCCGGCUCAGCAGUCUCCGAUCCUGGUCGAUCAAAUGAUUUCGCAAUUUCAGAUAUUGAUGAAGGUUGCAACUGAUAUUAAACAGCGCUACUUGGAUAUCUCCAGGCCCGAACCGGGUUGGGAACUGCCUCCUUGUAUUGAUGAGAAUUUCGACACCGUUGUGCUGGAUGCUAUGAAAUACUACUUCCGGCUUCUCAACUGGAAGUUGAAUGCGAACAAGAAUACUUUCAAAGAAGCAGAAAUUCUCGAACAGGAUUGGGAGUUUUCGAACGAAGUUGGUCGUUUACUUGAGGGCGGAGAUAUCGAGGUAGCUGAACAAUUCAGUGCCCUGACUGCAAAAUCACUUCAACGCCUGAUGAUCCACUUCGAACGAGAAAUCACUGUCCGGGAAGACGAAGACCCACUUGACAUGGAUAAGCGUUACAAGAGUGUCUUGGAUUCGACGCGAAUUCGUCAGCGCAAGCUUUAUCGGUUCUCUCGAUUCUUACGCCAGCUUUUUGAAAACGCCACCGAAUACAAUGUGUCCUCUGACAUUGCGUAUGGCUUCUUCGAAGCUCUCCUCGCGUCGAACCACUUCCUGGUGAAGUCAGACUCCGGCCCUAAAGGCAUCUACAUGUUUGCCCACCACGCGCUAUGGGGCCGGCCAGUUGAUAUUCAAGCAAUCAUGGCCACCUCAUUCCGUGAAGAAGAUUCCACCAAGGACUCACCUGCUACCCCCUACAUCCUGGUGGUUCGUCCAGAGAAGCCGAUUACUUGGACUGGGCGGGAGAUGGAGGUGGAGAUGUUGGAGCAGCCAGCCGACGUGCGACUGGGCAAGCUCCGUCUCAUCGUCGAAGGGACGCAGCAACGCCUCUCCAACGCCAGGCUUGAAUUGGCGCAACUGACCGGAGUUCAGCUCGAUAUGGCUGUCGAGCAACGUGCUAACCUCGCACGUGUCAAUGUGGAACUGAACAAGAUCAAGAAGAUUUCAUUCAAGCUGUCCAUGUCCAUCAUGGAUAGUGUUGCCAUCAUUCGCCAGCAGCUCAAGGAGAAAGGCGUGGAGAACCAAGAGCUUAUCCAAGCCUGUUACGCUUUCGCAACGGAGUUCGGUAAACGAUCAUCGAACUACGUCGAUGCAAACAGGCAUGCGAUGAAUAGUGCUCGACUCGUGGAAUUGUCUCUUGACUGGGUCUCGUUCAUUUGUGAUGAUUGUGAUGCCGCUGACAGAAAAACGUUCAAGUGGGCUGUAGCUGCACUUGAGUUUGCGAUGGCAAUCACUUCGAGCAGGCAUCUCAUUUCCAUGGACGAUGUACAGUUUGGUCACCUUAGAUUGAAGGUAGCCGGUUGCAUGUCGCUCCUCAUUUCUCACUUUGAUAUCAUGGGCGCCCGAUCCUCUCUUGCCGCUCAGGCCGAAAAGAAGCGGAUAGAAGAGCGCGUUGGAAGAGGAAAGUUUGGUGGCGGUCGGAUUUUGACAGAUGACGAGGCCACCAAGUUGGUUCGUGAACAACGUCUGGCUCAUUUGACUGCUCUUGAAGACUCCCGUGUCGAAGAGGAUGCGAAGCGCCAAGCACUGGGAAGAGUUUUGGAGGGAUCUAAUGAAGCUGACCGGUCACUCACCGUGCUUUCUUCAUCAGCCACCAAUGUAACUCUGCGGUGGCAGCAGGGCCAGUUCAUCGGAGGCGGUACCUUCGGCUCAGUCUACGCUGCUAUUAACCUCGACAGCAACUACCUCAUGGCCGUCAAGGAGAUCCGUCUACAAGAUCCACAGCUCAUCCCCAAGAUCGCCCAACAGAUCCGCGACGAGAUGGGCGUCCUAGAAGUCCUGGACCAUCCCAACAUCGUCUCCUACCAUGGCAUCGAAGUCCACCGUGACAAAGUCUACAUGUUCAUGGAAUACUGUUCCGGCGGUUCCCUCGCCAGCCUCCUCGAACAUGGUCGCGUCGAAGACGAAACCGUCAUCAUGGUCUACGCUCUCCAACUCCUCGAAGGCCUAGCUUACCUCCACCAAGCCGGCAUUGUCCACCGCGACAUCAAGCCCGAAAACAUCCUCCUCGACCAUAACGGUAUCAUCAAAUAUGUCGACUUCGGCGCCGCCAAGAUUAUCGCCCGCCAGGGCAAAACCGCCGUACCCAUGGACGCUUUCAACGCCGCAGGCCACAAGGAAGCUCUCGUCCCGCGCAACGCACAGUACACGCACCAACGCAAGAAUCAGCAAACCAUGACCGGCACCCCCAUGUACAUGUCCCCCGAAGUCAUCCGCGGAGAUUCCUCGAAUUUCGUCCACCGCCAGGGUGCAGUGGACAUCUGGUCUCUGGGCUGCGUGAUUCUGGAAAUGGCCACGGGCCGCCGUCCCUGGUCCACAUUGGACAACGAAUGGGCCAUCAUGUACAACAUCGCGCAGGGCAACCAACCCACCUUGCCGUCGCGCGAUCAACUCAGUGACCCUGGCAUCGACUUCCUGCGACGCUGCUUCGAAUGCGAUCAGAUGAAACGGCCUACUGCUGCGGAGCUGUUGCAGCAUGAGUGGAUUGUCUCUAUUAGGCAGCAGGUUGUGCUUGAGCCGGCGACACCGGGGAGUGAGAAUGGGGGGAGUAUGAGCGGGAGUGCUAGUUCGGCAUCGGGGAGUCGGAAUAAUUCGUUUUAUAUGUAA